AUGUUUGCAGAUUUAGUGAAACACAUUGCAGGUAUUUUAGGUGUGCUAAGAACUAAUUACAGCGAUAAAUCAGUUAGGGAAGGGAUAAGAGAGUGUGAUAAAGCGACACGUAGGAUUCGGAAUUCUUUGCGUGGAGCUUUGCCUAUAGGUGAAAAGCAACAUCUUGAGGCUUGUUUACGAAAUAUUAAAUCGAUGCGUAAGCAUUUUAAAUUAGAACAAAAGAGGGGUCAGGGUAUAGCAUUGAACAAAGAAACCGCAAAGCAUCGCGUUCAUUGGGAUGACUCCAUUUCAGCAUUUAGUAAUAGAAUACGGACUGGUGUUAUUACUAAUCUCAAACAUAAAGACCCCAGCCGCUUCUUAGUGGACUGUAAGGUAAUCUUCAAACGACAGGUUUUGAACGCGUUGAAAAAAGACGAGGCUGUGAAAGUAAAUGCGAUUUUUUGCGGGGAAUUUGUGAUUACUCAAGGGGAAAAGACUCUCAAUGAGUAUAAGUACUUCACAACAUCAAAUGCGGCAAUAUAUAGGGGUACUGACAUAGAAGAGUGGUUUGAGGAAAAGGUUAGUAAACCCCUAAUGAAGAAGUUAUCGGAGUUUCAAGAAUGUAACAGUGGUUGGGCACUUCAAGCCGUCGUUAAUUUAGGGGUUAAUUUAAACAAAUUUACACCUCAACUUGGGUCUUCAUAUAUUGAGUUACCUGUCCAGAUCAAGAGAAAAGAAGCUUGUAUCAACGUCAAGAACGAGGAUCAGGCGUGCUUUGCGUGGGCGGUGGUAUCAGCAUUGUAUCCUCCUGAUAAAGAUCCUCAAAGAAUAUCCAAAUACCCUCACUACUCGUCUGUGCUUAAGCUAAAAGGGAUCCAGUUUCCUAUGACAAUGAGACAAAUUUCGAAUUUUGAAAAACAGAACAAUAUCUCCAUUAAUGUGUACAUUUUGAAGAAAGAGAAAAAAGAUCAGUUCAGUACCCUGCCUACAUACCUAACUAAGGAAAAGAUGGAUAAACAUGUGAACCUGCUUUUAGUGCAAGACUGCUAUGAACAACCCACUAAAUUUCAUUAUGUUUGGAUCAAAAAUCUUUCACGACUAGUAUCAAAAAAGUUAGGCAAAAGGAAUGGGCAAAAAUAUGUUUGUGAUAGAUGUUUACACUAUUUCCAUUCUGAAGACAAAUUAAUUAAGCAUACUGGAGACUGCAUGCAGAGGAAUGAUACCGCAAUCAAGAUGCCUACGGAAGAAAAAAAGAUGUUGAAGUUUAAAAAUUUUAAAAAUAAAAUAAAAGCCCCCUUCGUGGUAUAUGCAGAUCUCGAGAGUGUCCUGAAACCUAGCGCGAAAAAGACCGCAUACCAGCAACAUAUUCCGGCAGCUGUGGGAUACUACUUCAAGUGCUCAUAUGACGAAUCUCUUUCAUUCUACAAUAGUUACCGUGGUGAAGAUUGUAUGCGGUGGUUUGCUGACGAGAUGAGUCAACUCGCGGAAGAUGUCUCUACAGUGUUUCUUUGCCCUUAUAAGAUGCAAAUGACUCCACAACAAGAAAUCGAAUUCCAAACAGCAACUCACUGCCACAUUUGCGAACAGCCAUUUACAGCAGGACAGAAGAAGGUUCGAGAUCACAAUCACCUCAUCCCAGAGAACAACUUCCGCGGAGCUGCAUGUGAAAUUUGUAACGUCAACUAUCAGGACACUCAUACAAUUCCGGUAGUAUUCCACAACUUGAGUGGAUAUGACGCUCACUUUGUUAUAACGGAUAUUGCCACUAGAAUGGGUGGUAAAAUCGACUUGCUUCCUAUAACCAAAGAGAAAUAUAUCUCUUUUACCAAACAUAUCAACGAGUCACGCAUCAACUUUAGAUUUAUAGAUAGCUACCGGUUUAUGGCAUCAUCCUUAGAUAAAUUAUCAUCAGCUCUAACAGAAUUUCCCAAUCUCAAGUCACAAUUUUUUGCACUACCUGAAGAUCAAUUUAAUCUUUUAACUAAAAAGGGUAUUAUGCCGUAUGAUUAUUUAGACUCAUUUACCCGUUUCGAUGAGCCUUGCCUACCUCCUCAAGAUGCGUUUUACAAUAAAUUGGAAGAUAAGCCUUGUCCCCGUAGGAUGUAUCGUAGAGCUCAAGAGGUGUGGAGCAAAUUUAACUGCAACAAUUUAGGUCAAUACGUCGAGUUAUAUAUGAAGACCGAUAUUCUCCUCCUUGCGGAUGUGUUUGAGCGAUUUAGAUCAAGCUGUAUUAGUACUUAUGAUUUAGAUCCAGCCCACUACUUUACACUGCCAGGCUUUACUUGGGAUGCCAUGUUGAAACACACGCGGCAAGAGUUAGAACUCCUUACCGACCAAGAUAUGUUUCUCUUUAUUGAGCGAGGUAUUCGUGGGGGUUUGAGUCAAGUUUGCUCUAAGAGAAGAGUUCACGCAAAUAAUAAAUAUAUGCCCAAGUAUGAUUCAGCGAAACCUGAUGUAUAUUUAAUGUAUAAUGAUAUUAAUAACCAAUAUGGAUGGAGUAUGAGUCAAUAUCUUCCUUAUGGGGGGUUUCAUUGGGUAGAUGCUAACAUCGAUGUUACUAUGAUCCCGGAUGAUGCAAAUGAAGGCUACAUUUUAGAAGUUGAUUUGGAGUAUCCGAAGCAGUUGCAUGACUUACAUCAAGAUUUACCAUUUUGUGCAUUACAUAUCAACCCGAAAACCAUGAAACCACCAUCUAAAGCUAAAGAAACUUCAAAACUCAUGGCAACCCUAAAUAAUAAAGAAAAAUACGUCAUCCACUAUCGCGCCUUGAAACAAGCAUUAGCUCACGGUUUAGUUCUCACUAAAGUACAUCGAGUACUAAAAUUUAAACAGUCCCCUUGGCUAAAGUCCUACAUCGAUCUGAAUACGAACCUAAGAAGAAAUGCCAAGAAUGAAUUUGAGAAGAACUUGUUUAAGUUGAUGAACAACGCAGUCUUUGGGAAGACCAUGGAAAAUGUUAGAAAACGACUUGACGUUAAAUUAUUAUCCAAAUGGGAGGGUCGUUAUGGUGCAGAAUCAUAUAUCUCAAAACCAGAAUUUAAAUCUUGCGUUAUAUUUAAUGAGAACUUGGUGGCGGUAGAAAUGAAUAAGCUUGAAGUAUAUUUAAAUAAACCUAUAUACGUAGGUCAAGCCAUUCUUGAUUUAGCUAAGACGACCAUAUACAGCUUUCACUACGACUACAUGAUGGAUAGAUUUGGAGGUAAUUGUACUGCCGUUUAUACUGAUACCGAUAGUUUAAUUUAUGAAAUUCGAGAGCAAGACCCGUAUACGGUUAUUAAAAGCGAUUGCUUCAAAUAUUACGAUACCAGCGAUUAUAACCCUAAUAACCCAUAUGGCAUACCUCUUGUAAAUAAGAAAGCCUUGGGUAUGAUGAAGGAUGAAAAUAAUGGGAAAGUAAUGACUGAUUAUGUAGGAUUGCGAUCUAAACUCUACACGACCAAAGUAUUAACCACCAAGGAUGAUUUAAUAAAAUUACGUCAGAAAUUAGAAGCGGAAGAGUAUGAGGAGGAUGAAAUUGCUACGAUUAUUAAAAAUUGCGGUUUGAUAAAAAAGGCAAAGGGGGUAAAGAAAAGUGUAGUAGAGACUAAAAUUUCUUUUGAUGAUUAUGUGGAAUGUCUGGAGACCUUUAAGCGCAAAACAGCAUCUCAAAAUUUGAUUCGAACAGAUAAACAUCAAGUGUAUUCUAUAACACAGUCGAAAAUUGCUGUAAGUCCCGAAGACGACAAGAGGUAUCUAAUUCCCGACUCAUUUAACACUCUUCCGUGGGGGCAUUAUGCCAUUGAUAAACCUCAAGAUGUUGCCGAUGAACUGAUGGAUGUUGAUUAA
This is a messenger RNA of Photinus pyralis (common eastern firefly), 3804 nucleotides long. RefSeq lists its product as uncharacterized. The record is from RefSeq and is a predicted model, not a curated record. The coding region runs from base 1 to 3804 and encodes 1267 amino acids. The transcript has a single exon. Lineage: Eukaryota; Metazoa; Arthropoda; Insecta; Coleoptera; Lampyridae.